Messenger RNA from Neltuma alba, 918 nucleotides. RefSeq lists its product as uncharacterized. The record is from RefSeq and is a predicted model, not a curated record. Bases 1 to 918 code for a protein of 305 amino acids. The transcript is spliced from 2 exons. NCBI's taxonomy places the organism in Eukaryota, Viridiplantae, Streptophyta, Magnoliopsida, Fabales, Fabaceae.
AUGGACAAUGAUAAUGGAAAAGCGACAUGGGAUCCUUACACGAUAAAGAUUCUAAUCAAUGUUUGCGUCGAGCAAAUAGUGCACAAGAAACAACAAGGAAAAUCAUUUACAAGGCCCGGUUGGGGGAAAAUUGAAAAGAACUUUCAGGAAAGAAGCGGCAGAAAGUAUGACAAGAGGCAAUUGAAGAAUAAAUUUGAUAUAUUGAGAAAAGAUUGGAAGUUGUGGGAUAAACUAAUGUUUGGAGAGACUGAGAUUAGUUAUGCUGUAGCCACAAAUAGGGUUGACCCUAAUUUCAAGAAAUUUAGACAUCAAGGGUUGAUUUUUGCAUCAGAUUUGCAGAAAAUAUUAAAAGAUGUUGUGGCUUCAGGAGACUAUAUGUACGCACCAUCAGCCUCACAGUCCCAGUCAACACCUGUGACACAGGCUGAUACAAAAGAGGAGGAUGAUGUUUAUAGAGUCGGCUUGGACCAACAGAAAGGGUCAGGGGACAGUGAGGACAAAAAUUUUAGAGUUGACCUAACAGCCAGUGCAACGUUCACAUAUGACUUCCCUGGUCACAACUUAAACAACCUUGUGAGUAUUGGACCAAGUGGCUCAGGAAGCUAUGGAAAGAGGAAGAGGGGUGAGACGUCUGAUGCAAAGAAGAAGAAAAAAGUUGUUGCAUCUACUAAAAUUUCUGAUAGCCUUAGUGUUAUAGUGGCUGCUUUUGAUAAGCGAGCAGCAGCACUGGUUGAAGAUCCCCAACUAGUUGACAAGGUUUUAGCACACCUGACUACCGUUGAGGAGCUUAAUGGUAACAAUCAAUUAUAUUAUGCAUGUGCCAAGAUGCUUACGCAGUUGAGGUGGGCUAGGCGAGCCUAUUUGGGGUUUAUGUAUGAUAGAAGCAAGUUGUUGGCGUGGUUAAUACCGGCAGCCUAA